AUGACAGACCUGUACAAUUACUCUACUCUGGAAAAUUUAUUAGACGGAUUAACAGACUUGAAUAGAAUUCCGAAAGAAUACUCCCCACUACUGGAGCCAUAUUUUCAGAACAUAGCAAAUAACACGCAUUUAAAAUUCAAAGCUCUCAAAAUUUGUCGUUUCAAUUUCCAUAAAUGGAACACAUUGGACUCAAAAAAUAGCAAGAGCAUAAGUCCCCAUUGCAAGGCGGAGAACGACAAAUUUAGUAAAGCUGUCGAUCCUGAAGUCAUAAGAAGAUGCCUUAAUCUGUGGUACGUGCUGAGAGGCAAAGAGUAUAAGAAACUGAAGAAUCCUCCAUCUGCUAAUAACAUUAUCAAAGACGAGGUUGAUGUAUCAAAUAUUAAAGGCUUGAAUCUCGUGAGACUAGAAUUUGACGAAUUUGGUAAAUCUAUAAGGAAUCCAUUGAAUAAUUUGAUUUUAGAAGAGGUUGAAGUGAAUGAUUUUCUAAAAGAGUAA
Messenger RNA from Saccharomyces kudriavzevii IFO 1802, 495 nucleotides. It is a transcript of the gene SWM2, whose product is annotated as Swm2p. The transcript has a single exon. The record is from RefSeq and is a predicted model, not a curated record. Lineage: Eukaryota; Fungi; Ascomycota; Saccharomycetes; Saccharomycetales; Saccharomycetaceae. The coding region runs from base 1 to 495 and encodes 164 amino acids.